This is a messenger RNA of Ylistrum balloti, 3003 nucleotides long. Its product is annotated as formin-like protein 3. The transcript has 22 exons. Gene Ontology annotation, cellular component: cytosol. Gene Ontology annotation, biological process: regulation of cell shape; cortical actin cytoskeleton organization; cell migration. Gene Ontology annotation, molecular function: actin filament binding; small GTPase binding. Bases 1 to 3003 code for a protein of 1000 amino acids. The record is from RefSeq and is a predicted model, not a curated record. Lineage: Eukaryota; Metazoa; Mollusca; Bivalvia; Pectinida; Pectinidae.
AUGGCGUCGUUCCGAAGGGGAGGUCAGUUUCGACAGUCUACAGUUUUGUCCACAGAAGAAAAAUGGAAAAUAAUUUUCAAUCAACAAAUGCGAUCAUCUGUAUAUACUGCACAGCAGUACUGCGAUCACCUCCGGAAGUACUUGCAAAGCAUGACAGGACAGCCAGAAAGAAUCGAUGGAAGUCGAGAAGAGAGACCCAUGUCAUAUUUACUGCGGAAGCUUAAAGUCGACUUGCAGAUGUCGUUUUCAAGUUUUGUACAAGAUUUUUUGCGGGAACCGCUGUUUGGUAUGAAGUUGUUGCUGACUCUGCUUAAGGCUGUUCAAAAGUGUACAUCUGAGCUCUCAAAGACACCUGCUAAAGUCAAGGCAAUCAACUCCAAAAGAUUGUUGACUGAUGAAUACGACUGUUUGCUGUGUAUCAAAUUUACCUUACGUGAGCAGGAAGCCACAAGUCUGCUUCUAGAGGAGUCUUACGGCCUUGAAGCCGUGGCUUCGGCGCUCAUGAGUUCAUUCACAAAAUCCCGUCUUGUGGCGUUGGAAAUUAUGAGUCUCGUUUUGACUGAUCCGAAGGGAUUGUCCCGGAAUUUGGACUGUUUCACGUACUUUCGGCUGAAGAAUUGUGAGCCUACUCGUUUCCGCUUCCUCAUCAGUAUGUUAAUGACGAACAACUCUCAGAAUGUUACCUUUCAGGUUUGUUGCAUGAAGUUUUUCAACUCACUACUUGCUGCCAGCCCGAACAUGAACGCCAGAGUGUUUCUCCAGAACGAGCUGAUCACAGCGGGCCUAGAUGUGAAUGUACUCAAGCAGUGCGUUAAUGUUGAAACGAGUCUCGAACACGUGGAACUGGAGCGAGAGUUAGCCGAAUUCCAGCAGACUUUAAUCGAUGUCGACGCACUGAUACAGCAUCAGUCAUCUCUUGAAACAACUAAUGAUGAUCUCCAGAAACAGCUAUGCAUUCUCCAAGGUGAAGUUCAGAGCAUAAGGAACACAAGUGGCAGUGGCUCAGAAGACACCUCAAUGAAGUCACAAAUUGCUGAAGAACCCAUGGUUCCAGAUCCUCCACCACCUCCUGCGUGUAUCGGGUCUUGUAGAAAACCUAAAACAGGGAUUAAAUUUCCUUUCCUCUGUUGGAAGCCUCUCCACGAUAUCAAAGAUACUAUUUUCCAGAAAUUGAGUGGCGAAUGUGUACUACAUGAUGAUGACAUUGACACAUUUGAAGCAGCGUUUCGACUUGAAGUAAUAAAGCCGUCCGUAACACAUAAGAAAAAUCCAGAAUUUAGACGGGUGCGUCAGGAAAACAAACGAACCUUUCUAGAAGUUUCCAGAGCACGCGAUUUGUUGUUAGUGCGCCGGAAAAUGGGACUGUCAGCGGAGGAAAUAAAAUCAGCACUAGAACAUUAUGACUUUGAAGUUGUGGAUGCGGACAGUGCUGAACUGUUUUCACGGUUCAUUCCAACGGAGACGGAGAUAAAAGACGUGAUGUCGCUAAACUGUCAUUAUGACGACUUGGCAGAGGCGGAACAGGUGAUGGUUCAGCUGGUGUCCGUGUCCGAUCUGGAAGGCAAGCUUAGAUGUAUAGGAUUCAUGAAUCAGUUUCAAAAGAGGCUGGAUGCGCUAGCACCGGAACUAAAUCACAUUCACAAAUCUGCUUCUUCUUUGCUGAGCUGUGAUAAGAUGACGGAGGUGUUUGAGAUCAUCCUGUUUCUCGGCAACUACGUCAGUACCCUAACAGGAGGUUUUCCUAGGGGCUUCCACCUUUCCUGUCUAUCAACGCUGAAAGACAUGAAAUCCAGUGACAAGACGCAAAAUCUCCUUGAUUUCAUCGUGAGGAUGAUCGCAAGAAAGUAUCCGGAUAUCCUCUAUUGGUAUAAAGACCUUGAAAUUCUGCCUGUUGCCAAAGGUGCCUUUGCCCGCCUGACAAGUCUGGUUCAGGAGCUUGACGAAGGCAUGAGGAUGGUUGGUGAACACAUGAACCAGACAACGGGUGAUCAGACAGAUCGACUCACUACCUUUUAUGAAGAAGGCGAGGAACAGAUAUGGAUGCUGAGACGAUCCUACCAGCGCUGUCAUACCGUCUACAAACGUGCGUGUUCCAUGUUUGGGGAAAAAAUGGAAACUGUGGAACCAUCAACACUUUUCAGCCACUUUACACAGUUUGUCCAAGAUUAUAAGGAGUCACUGGCAAAACUAGAUACAGAUGUUUCACCAAAGUUAGUAAACCUCCGAGAACAAACUGAGUAUGUACAAAAAGCAGCUGAGACUUCACACGCAUCAUCGACAGAAUAUAUGCUUCUGAAUGGCGUUCAAAAACUACUAGAUAUUAACUACGUCAAUACCAGCCAUGUUAAUGAAUUACCGGCAUAUGUCAAAGACUUGGAAAGUGAAAGGUCAGACGAUGUCUCCUACUAUGAUUUAGAAGUAGCUGAGGAGCUGAGAAAGCGUUGUGAAUCAGAAACGGACGGACUUUUGUGCGACUGUUGUUUCAAGGAAACAGGAGAAUGUGAUUUUGCUGAAAGCCCAUAUGAAUAUUGUUCCACAAAAACAAACACCGCAGUGGAAAAUUGGAUUGUUCGUAAUAAUGAAACCUUGUUAGAGUCGAGAUACAGGGCAGGAGACGAGAUCCCAACAGAUUACGAUGACAACAUAAACAAUAACAUAGAUAAACAACAGAACGGAGAUACUGAUAGCUAUGACAGCGCUUUCUUUGGAUCUGACGCGAACGUCCUGAAAUCCUCUGGCAGGAGUUCUCAAGAUAAUGUUCAAAUACCACUUAAUGAUGUACCGAGGUCUAGCACGCCAUAUACGUGCAUACGCUCGGCAGACCCAUCUUCUGACUACAGCCGGUCCCCAUCCCCUGCGGGGAGUGUCAUUAGUAAAGACACUUGCAGCAGCGAGUUGUCAAGAAUUCUCACAGAAUUCGAGGGAAAUCUUCACCAAUAUGAAUCCGAAGUUUCUCCAAAUUAUCGCCGGUUUUACACAGUGAAGUCAAUUAUUUACUUGUAG